Chenopodium quinoa (quinoa) is the source of this 621-nucleotide messenger RNA. RefSeq lists its product as uncharacterized. The transcript has 2 exons. Bases 1 to 621 code for a protein of 206 amino acids. The record is from RefSeq and is a predicted model, not a curated record. Gene Ontology annotation, molecular function: nucleic acid binding. NCBI's taxonomy places the organism in Eukaryota, Viridiplantae, Streptophyta, Magnoliopsida, Caryophyllales, Amaranthaceae.
AUGGAAAAGGUACUGGUUAUGGCUAGGACAGCUAGGCCACAUAUUUGUAGUGCUGGAGAAAUAUUUUGGGAUGGCAAAAUUGGUAUAUUUCCUUUCAUAGAACAAGUAGUAGCAAAGAAAAAUUCAAAGAACAGACAUGCAGGCACUGUUGAGACAAAGGCUUUACAAUCGAUAACUAAAUCUAUUAUCAGAUCCGUGUUAAUGAAAAAAUGCUUCUCAAAGUGGCCGUUAGGAGCUUGCAAGGAAAUAUGGAUACAGCAAGAUUAUGCUAGACCCCACAUUAGUCCAAAUGAUACAGAAUUUGUAGAAGUUGCAACAAAGGAUGAAUUACUACAGGCAAUUGAAAAUGCAUACAAUGCAUAUGAUCCGAAGUCUUUGAAUUACACUUGGUUGCACAUGCAAUACUGUAUGCUUGAAAUACUUCAAGUCAAUGGCGGAAAUGAUUACAAAAACCCUCACAAGGGAAAGAGAAGGUUAGAAAGAAUGGGACAAUUGCCCGUUCAAAUUGAAGUACCAUCGGAUAUGAUGCUUCAAGGUCAAAGUUUCAUUGAUGAGGGACAUACUGAUGUCAAUAAUACCCAAGAAGAUAGUAAUGAACACAAUAUGUCUCAAAGGAUUUAA